This is a messenger RNA of Cyprinodon tularosa, 1314 nucleotides long. It is a transcript of the gene abhd10b, whose product is annotated as abhydrolase domain containing 10, depalmitoylase b. The record is from RefSeq and is a predicted model, not a curated record. The transcript is spliced from 5 exons. Gene Ontology annotation, molecular function: palmitoyl-(protein) hydrolase activity; hydrolase activity, hydrolyzing O-glycosyl compounds. Lineage: Eukaryota; Metazoa; Chordata; Actinopteri; Cyprinodontiformes; Cyprinodontidae. The coding region runs from base 68 to 940 and encodes 290 amino acids. Gene Ontology annotation, biological process: protein depalmitoylation. Gene Ontology annotation, cellular component: mitochondrion.
AGCUAAAAAGCAAACGAGAGUUGCCUCAGUUCAUCUCGCGUUACUUCGUUAGUGUUCGCGGAACAGUAUGGCAGCCGUGUCGCUGAGGUCCUGCCGCAGAGGACUUUCACAAAUGUUCAGAAAUGCAGGGAUUGUAGCCCUGCCUUCACAGCACUUACAAGCCAACAGAAGACACAAAUCUACAGUUCAGUAUGCAUCCAGAGCAGAUCUUCCAAAGCUGGCCUACAGGAGGGUGAAGGGGAAGAGUCCAGGGGUGGUGUUCCUGCCUGGCUAUGGCUCCAACAUGAAUGGACAGAAAGCUGAGGCACUGGAGGAGUUCUGCAGGUCGUUAGGACACUCCUACCUCAGGUUUGACUACACAGGACACGGAGCAUCAGAGGGGGUGUUAGCUGAGGGAACAAUUGGUACCUGGAAAAAAGAUGUUCUUUUUGUCUUGGAUGAAUUAACAGAGGGACCGCAGAUACUGGUAGGUUCCAGUUUGGGUGGCUGGCUCAUGCUGUUGGCAGCCAUUGCAAGACCAGAGAAGACUGCUGCACUGGUUGGAAUUGCAUCAGCUGCCGAUCACUUUGUCACAGCUUUCAACUCUCUUCCACUAGAGACCCGCAAGGAGAUAGAGGCCAAAGGGGAGUGGUCCCUCGCCACCAAACACACGGAGGAAGGCGUUUACAAAUUCAGCAUGGACUUCUUGCGCGAGGCGGAAAACCACUGUGUGCUCCAGAGCCCCAUCCCCAUCACCUGCCCCGUACGGCUCAUUCACGGCCUCAAAGACGAGGACGUUCCCUGGCACAUCUCCAUGCAGGUCGCAGAGCGUGUCCUCAGCCCAGAUGUGGACAUCAUUCUGAGGCGAAACGGCCAGCACCGCAUGUCACAGAAGGAAGACAUCAAGCUUAUGGUCUACACUAUUGAUGAUCUGAUAGACAAGCUGACCACCUUGGUGUGAAGAGAUAGAUGUUCAGGAUAUAAAAAAAAAGAAAAUGACUGUUAACUGAAAGGUCAGCCCACAAGGAAAAAUAACCAAACAACGGCAUGUUGCCCUGCCGUAUGACACCUAUUAUGCAUACUUUUUUGUUGUGUUCUCUAUUUUAUAUGUCAUGACUUACAUGUCAACAUUUGGUUAUGUUGCAAGCGGUAAUGAACCCUAAAAUGUUCAGGUUGCAUUUGUAUGUUUCUUCCUGUAACAGUGUUGCGUUGAUCAGUCAUCUUUUCUGUCAUUCUUACAGUUUUCCCUCUGUCUCCCAGUAGAUACACAGUUAUCCUGUGCCUUUUUAUCCAGUUUUCAUCUAUUUUUGGUCAAUAAAACCUAUGCACACUAAA